UAAGUUGGUCAACGUUUUCUUAUUAUUUCAUGUCACGUAUAAUUUUUUAAUCAUCAAUAGAUAAUUAGAGGGAGAGCAGCAUCGAUUUAAUAACUGUUCAAUUGAUAUUCUGUUGACUUAAAUUAAUUUAGUUGCAUUGAGAUCAAAGAAAUGAAUGAAAAAGAUAAAACUAAAAAAAAACAUACGCAGAAAAUGAAAAAACGUAAAUUUUAUGGGAAUCAAUACACUGAUAGUAAGAAAGAAAAAAAAAUAGCAAGCGACCCGGUAGAUUUGAAAGUAAAUGAUGCCAGUGCUGAUAAAGACGAUGGAAAAUUACAAAGACCCGCAAUGGCCGGUACGAUAGAAGUGAAACCUUGGGGUAAUUUUGCUGGAAAAGAAGUAAAAUUAUUCACAUUGAAAAAUAAUAAUGGACAGGAAGUUGAUGUUUUAAAUUACGGAGCUACGAUAAGAGCUGUGAGGACACCCGAUAAAAGUGGGCGUAUCAGUGACGUUGUUUUAGGUUUCGAUGAUAUUAAUGGAUAUCUCGGAAAAGAUAAUCCGUACUUUGGAGCCACGGUAGGACGCGUUGCCAAUCGCAUUGGAAAAGGCAAAUUUAAAAUAGACGGUGUUGAAUUUUCCGUAUCAAAAAAUAUCGGCGCGAAUACUUUACACGGUGGAUUCAAAGGAUGGAAUUCCAUGAUCUGGGAGUCGGUUAUCAGAAAUGACUCACUGGUUAUGAGUUUACUGAGCAAAGAUAACGAUGAAGGUUUUCCGGGAGACGUCAUAGCAACGACGAUAUUCAAAUUCUCAGAUGACGGUUCAUUGAGGAUCGAAAUGAAUGCCUGCGCUACCAAAGCCACGCCAAUUAAUUUAACUAAUCACAGUUAUUUUAAUUUAGCUGGCCAUGAUACAAACUCAGCAGAACUUUAUAAACAUUCGAUAAUGAUGAAUGCAGAUCGGUGGACAGUAACAGACGCCGACAGCAUUCCAACGGGUGAAAUAAGACCCGUAGAAAGCAGUAUAAUGGAUCUAAGAUCACCUACAGUGCUCGGUGAUGUCAUUAAUAAAGUACCAGGGGGUGGGUACGAUUACAACUUCUGUCUUACUGAGGAUAAAAAUUCAAAGAGCAAAGAACGUUUGGUUGCCAAAGUCGUGCAUCCAGAGUCGGGCAGAAUUUUGGAAACUUACUCCAAUCAACCCGGGGUUCAACUGUACACCAGUAAUUUUAUUCCGGAUAAAAAUACCAGUGGUAUUGUUGGCAAGGAAGGCAAAAGUUACUUCAAACAUGCGGCUUUCUGUCUUGAGACCCAGAAUUAUCCUGAUGCUGUCAAUCAUGAAAACUUUCCUGACAGUAUUCUCAGACCUGGUGACAUCUACAAUCACGUUGUCGUCUACAAAUUUACCGUUGAUAAAUAAAUGAGUUUAUAAAUCAAUUAUUAGUAUUACUGAUAAAAUAAAGUUAUAAACUUUCAUAGCA
Molecule: messenger RNA, 1456 nt
Organism: Microplitis mediator
Lineage: Eukaryota; Metazoa; Arthropoda; Insecta; Hymenoptera; Braconidae
Product: galactose mutarotase
Exons: 5
Coding region: 151-1395 (414 amino acids)
Biological process (GO): beta-D-galactose catabolic process via UDP-galactose, Leloir pathway; glucose metabolic process
Molecular function (GO): aldose 1-epimerase activity; carbohydrate binding
Source: RefSeq, a predicted model, not a curated record